AUGGAUAUCCUGUUGGCUCAAGAAAACGAGGAUAAACCCGAGAUUUCCAUCUACUACCUGAGCAAGAGAAUGACUGUGUACGAAUUGAACUAUUCAACACCCGAGAAACGAACACUAUUAUCACCUAGAUUCGCUAAAUGGAUGAUGAUGAUCUCCGAAUACGACAUCACGUAUACAGUUCAAAAAUCUAUUAAAGGAAGCAUUGUCGCAGACUUACUAGCAGAUCAACCUAUCACAGUCGAGCCUUCUUUUGAACUCGACUUUCCUGAUGACUCCAUAAUAUCUAUCUCAUCAGACACAUGUAAAUUAAUGUUUGAUGGUGCCUCCUUCAAACAUGGCUACGAAAUUGGAAUUCUCUUAAUAGAUCCCAAGAGAACCUACAACCCCAUCUAUAUUCAGUUAGAAUAUUCUGUAACCAAUAAUGAGGUUAACGGAACAUGGCAAGUACGAGGAGAAAAUCUCAAACCCUAUCCCACUUGCCUACUCCGUUUCAUCAACAAGUUCGAUCACGUGUCUUUUGUACACACCCCAAGAAGCCAAAAUCUCUUUGCCGAUGCUUUGGCCAUGCUAGCACUUAUGACCCAAAUUCUUGUUGGAAUUAAGGUCAAACCUCUGAAGAUCCGUCCGAAACGGAAAUCCGAUUUCGAAGUCGGAGUGGUAGCCUCCGUUCAAGUUCCCACCAAACUAUGGUUCGAUAUCCUUCAAAACUACACUGUGUAUGGAGAAUAUCUGUCCCACUUCCGAGCUAAGGAACGAAGAGCCGUACGCCAGUAUUCCAAAAACUAUGAUUGGAUAGCUAACUGGCUAUACAGACGAUCUUUUGAUGGUCAAUACAUGCUCUACGUUGAUUGUCCUGAGGCACAACGGAUCCUAGAAGAAGUACACGCAUGUGUAUGUGGUCCACACAUGAAUGGACUAGCCCUUGCUAAGAAAAUACUUUGUCUCGGAUAUUAUUGCAUGACAUCACCAUUGCCCUUUUCGACAUGGGGCAUUGAUUUCAUUGGGAAAAUCUAUCCCCAUGCUUCCAAUGGACAUGAGUUUAUUCUCGUAGCCAUCGACUAUUUCUCUAAAUGGGUCGAGGCAUCAUUUUAUAAGAUCCUCAAGUCUACUCAGGUAGCAAAAUUCAUUUGUAUUAACAUCAUAGCUAGGUACGGAGUACCUCAUGCUAUUAUCUCGGAUAAUGGAAGACACUUCCAAGGAAAGGUUCUAUCCAUUCUCAAAGAAUUCAAGAUUGAACAUCACAAAUCUUCACCCUAUACACCCCAAACCAACGGCGCGGUCGAACAACCCAUUGAGAUUGAGAUCCCCACAUUGAGUCCUAUUGGAAUCUCAUGUCGCUGA
Molecule: messenger RNA, 1341 nt
Organism: Impatiens glandulifera
Lineage: Eukaryota; Viridiplantae; Streptophyta; Magnoliopsida; Ericales; Balsaminaceae
Exons: 4
Coding region: 1-1341 (446 amino acids)
Biological process (GO): DNA integration
Molecular function (GO): RNA-DNA hybrid ribonuclease activity; nucleic acid binding
Source: RefSeq, a predicted model, not a curated record